UGUGCGCCGACUGAAUGCAGCCUUUGUCUCGGAUAACAGAUGCAAGUUAGGUAUAAGAUAUUUGACAAUUGACAUGCUACCACAUUCAACAUGGCAUGUUCAGGUCAGUGAAGAACUUGAACACAGACUUCAACUUAUUGAAAGCUCGCUAAAGAGGGUUGGAAUGAUCCUGGUCUCUGUUCAAGGUGAUGUCAUGCGAGUAAACAAAGCCAUAAAAGAGUUGUCAUUAGAAGCAGAAGGGAUAAGGCAGAAGAUUAGUCUUUUUGAUAACUCCAUGCAUCAGUUGGUAAGAGAGAGAGGUAUUAAGUCAUCAGAUAUCCAACAUUCAAUUAGAUUCCAGUCACCCAUGGGUAGAAAUUACAUGGAUUUAAAACUGUCUCUGAAGGGCAAUAUGGCAGGACAAGAAGUUGCUGUUGCACCACUGAUGAGGAACAAGGGAGGAUCUCCACUUUUAAAGAGAGAAGGAAAAUCAAAGUCAGUUAAACUGAAGCUGACAGAAUCAAAGCACAAUAUGAGACACAGACAUGAACUUCCUCAUAGAAAGCAGAUGAUUUUCCUGAGGAAAGGAGAACAAUUUAAUGGAGAAAAUUCAGGAAGACAGUAUGAGAAUCCUAAGGGAAGCUAGGAAGAGUACCAAAAUAAGGCAGACGAAUUCCAUCGCUGUGGAUUAAGUGUGAAGCUCUUAAUCCGAAGACACUGCUGCUCAGGAGAAGUUUAUUUCCUACCAACUAUGAAGGUAUGUGAUUUUGCUUCUAUUUUCAAUUACUGCUUUACAAUUGAAUUAAUUCCAACAGUAUUGUGUCGUUUCUGGUUUUGUUAGAUAUCCAGUUAUCAAUUAGAAAGGUGAUUUAGUUGGUACUUUCCCA
Musa acuminata subsp. malaccensis (wild Malaysian banana) is the source of this 866-nucleotide messenger RNA. Lineage: Eukaryota; Viridiplantae; Streptophyta; Magnoliopsida; Zingiberales; Musaceae. The record is from RefSeq and is a predicted model, not a curated record.